Thrips palmi is the source of this 932-nucleotide messenger RNA. RefSeq lists its product as uncharacterized. The record is from RefSeq and is a predicted model, not a curated record. Lineage: Eukaryota; Metazoa; Arthropoda; Insecta; Thysanoptera; Thripidae. Bases 407 to 916 code for a protein of 169 amino acids. The transcript is spliced from 3 exons.
CACGGAGCGCUGCGGAGCGGAGAGGCGAGCCUGGCGAGCCUUGGCGGCAGCCCAGCAGCUCGGCUCGGCUCGGCUCUGCUCGACGCGACUCGGAAAGGGCGCCUCUCCCUGACUAGCGGCUAGGCCUGCUCGGCCUGCUCGGCCUGUCUGGCUCUGUCCGCGGCCGUGGCCAAGGCCGUGGCGGAGCGGAGCUGUCGUCCGCGACUCGCGACACGGGACUGACAGACUGCCGUGCUGCGACCUUGCCGUUGCUGGAGGAGCCCCUGCCUGUCCUGGCCCCGAGCGGCCCCAGCGGCCCGAGCGCCCCGAGGAUGAGGAGGCCCUUGGGGAUGCCCUCCCCGACGUCCCCAAGCUGACCGCCUUGGCCGCCUGCACAGGAAGAUGACCUCACGCGUUCGGGCCCACCAUGUCCGGCCGUCAUGACAAGUGCAUCCUGCUCACCCUCAUCGCCGUGCUCCACUGCCUGGCCAUACCGCCCGUGGUGUGCAUCCAGCAGAAGGAGCACCGCACGGCGGCCGCGGCCGAGCGUGCCAACGACCUGCGCUGCUUCGUGUGCGAGAGCAUGGACCCGCUGUACGGCCACAGCUGCGUCCACGCGCCGGCCACGCUCAAGCAGUUCGAGAAGCGCUGCAGGGACGACGCCAGGAUAUGCAUGACGAAGCGUUUCUCGUACACCACCUCGACGGAGAACACGACGUCGGAGCCUCGCCUCUUCUCCCUGGAGCGCAACUGCACCUCCAAGUGCGAGCCGGGGUGCAUCAUCAUCGGCGAGAGAACCAAGCUGUACGCGUGCACCGAGUGCUGCGAGACCAACCAGUGCAACACGGGCAACGGGGCGCGGGCCAGACGGGCCUCGUGGACGCGCCUGCUGCCCUACGUCUACCUGGUCGUGAUGCCAGUGCUGCUGGCGCACUGACGGCCGUGCCCCCCUC